Molecule: messenger RNA, 2390 nt
Organism: Setaria italica (foxtail millet)
Lineage: Eukaryota; Viridiplantae; Streptophyta; Magnoliopsida; Poales; Poaceae
Product: dihydrofolate synthetase
Exons: 10
Coding region: 201-1880 (559 amino acids)
Biological process (GO): tetrahydrofolylpolyglutamate biosynthetic process
Cellular component (GO): cytoplasm; mitochondrion; cytosol
Molecular function (GO): ATP binding; tetrahydrofolylpolyglutamate synthase activity
Source: RefSeq, a predicted model, not a curated record
CCCUCGUCGGAUCAGAUACUCCUCCGGCGACCGGCGGCCCCCGACGCCGACAUCCUCCCCAACCUCCCGUCCGAGCAGGAAGCGCGAGGGAGGAGAGGAGGCGCGCGUGCGCGCGCGAUUCGCGGCAUCUGAGCGCCACGGCUGCGACCGCGCGCCCUCCGGCGCCUCCCGCCGCGGUGCUCGCAGCACGGCCCCGACGGAUGCUCGGCCGCUUCCCCGUCGCGCUCCGCCUCUCGCGCUGUCUGCUGCGCGGGAGCAGCGGCCGCCGCGUCCUGUCCGCUAUGGCCGGAGGCGACGGGGAGGGCCAGCUCGGGGAUUUCUUCGAGUACAUGGAGCGGCUGCGCAACUACGAGCGCUCGGGCGUGCCGCGCGGCGCCGGCACCGACUCUGACGACGGCUUCGACCUCGGUCGCAUGCGCCGCCUCCUCCGCCGGCUCGGCGACCCCCACACCCACUUCCCGGCUGUGCAUAUCGCUGGCACCAAGGGGAAAGGUUCAACCGCUGCAUUCCUGUCCAAUAUCAUGAGGGAGCAAGGCUACAAUGUGGGCUGUUAUUCCAGCCCACAUCUUCUAACAAUACGUGAACGAAUUUCUGUUGGAAAUGAUGGAGGCCCUGUCCCAGUUGGACUGCUGAGUGAUCUUUUCGAUCAGGCAAAGGAAGCUAUUGAUGAAUCAAUAGAAUUAGAAAAUGGAGCACUGACACAUUUUGAGGUUUUUACUGCUCUCUCAUUUCUUCUAUUCUCACAAGAAAAUGUUGACAUUGCCAUCGUUGAAGCAGGCCUUGGUGGAGCUAGAGAUGCCACAAAUGUCAUACAAAGUACUGAAUUAGCAGCAUCUGUCAUAACAACAGUAGGGAGGGAGCAUCUUGCUGCAUUGGGUGGCUCCCUGCAAAACAUAGCAAUAGCAAAGUCCGGGAUCAUCAAACAAGGACGACCAGUUGUGAUUGGUGGACCAUUUUCGACGGAUAUUGAGCAAAUUAUUCGUGACAGAGCAUUCUUGACGCAAUCCCCUGUCAUAUCUGCUUGUGAUCCUGGCAUUAAGAGCAUUUCUAAAUGCAUAUAUUGGGAUAACGGAAAGCCGUAUCAACGCUGUGACAUCAGCAUCAAGAUUUCAAAUGAUACACUAUUCUCCAUUGAAUUGCAUGAUGUAAACCUUCAGCUGCUGGGAGAUCAUCAGCGCCAGAAUGCUGUUACAGCUUCUUGCACAGCUCUCUGUCUCCGUAACCUAGGAUGGGAUAUUUCCGACGCUUCGAUCCAAUCUGGCUUAGAGGAGACGCAACUUCCUGGGAGAAGCCAGUUUCUUACACGAGAGGAAGCCUUGGUGCUUGGGCUUGAUGGACCAUCCACCAUACUUAUCGACGGAGCCCAUACCGAGGCAUCAGCAAAGGCCUUGUCAAACGUGAUAGAGACUGUCAGACCGGAAGGGCCUCUGGCUCUUGUUGUCGGAAUGGCUAAUGACAAGGAGCAUCUUGCAUUUGCUGAACAGCUUCUAGCAGGUUCAAGGCCCAACGUGGUGUUGCUGACAGAGGCGAGCAUCGCUGGAGGGGCCUCCCGUGCAAUGCCCGCACCGUCGCUGAAAGAAAUAUGGAUGGCUGCGGCACGCGACCUGGGCAUCAAUUGUGUGGACAUCGGCACCAUCAGCGGUGCUAAGGCUCCAGAACACAUUGCAAACCUGGCCGCAUCGCCAUCGAGCUUAGCCGGAAAACCCACGGUGAUGAUUGGGUGCCAGGACGCCGCGGUGCCAUUCUCCUGCAACCUGAUCAGGGCCGCCUCCCAGAUCAUCCUCGAGAGCAGAGGCGGCGGCGCAUCUCCUGGCCUCGUCUGCGUUACCGGCUCCCUGCAUGUGGUCGCGUCUGUACUGCAGCAUCUGGAGCGGCAUUAGCGCAUGUUGGUUGCCUGGUUCUAAAGGAACCAUUGGAUAUCAUACACUGGAAGCUGUACCAGUAGAAGAGUGGCAUGCACAGGUGGAUGGCUCCACGGUUGUGCAGACUGCUGAUUACUGAAGGCCUGAAGCUGUUACAGUGUAACUGCUGGUACGGUGGUACCGAUGAAUCAUUGAAUCGGUUCACGGCUGGUGCGUGCUGAUGAUGUGCCUGCUCCUGACCGAGGAUUCGAGACGGAAAAGAUCUUCAACUCUUUCCCCUUUUUUUCGUUUGUUGAGAUUUUGAGAUGGAUCUUGCUGUCGUGUGCAUUUCCGGACGGUCAGCUCUGUGAGCCCAGCUAUCAUGUGUGUGAUAGACUGAUAGCCCGCGCCCGAUUUUGAGGUUUUUUUUCUUUUUUUUCUGGGUUUCAACUUUCAAGGAGCGCUGGGGACCCAACGUCCCAACCUGUGGAUCGCAGUGCCAACCUAGGGAUGAAGUUUUACUACUCAACAACCUACCUUUGCUCUCCA